Messenger RNA from Cydia fagiglandana, 3131 nucleotides. It is a transcript of the gene Non1, whose product is annotated as nucleolar GTP-binding protein 1. Gene Ontology annotation, molecular function: GTP binding; RNA binding; GTPase activity. The transcript has 14 exons. The record is from RefSeq and is a predicted model, not a curated record. Lineage: Eukaryota; Metazoa; Arthropoda; Insecta; Lepidoptera; Tortricidae. The coding region runs from base 97 to 2058 and encodes 653 amino acids. Gene Ontology annotation, cellular component: nucleolus. Gene Ontology annotation, biological process: ribosomal large subunit biogenesis.
ACAUUUCUUUCUUUUUAAACACGUGUUGUACGUGUGAUGGACUCUUUCAGAGUCCAUUUAAUAUUUACUAGAAAAUAACAACACUACAACUACAAAAUGAGUUUGUACAACUUUAAAAAGAUCGCCGUAGUCCCUACGGCUAAGGACUUCAUAGAUAUAAUUUUGUCAAAAACACAAAGGAAGACUCCUACAGUGGUACACAAGCAUUAUAAAAUAUCCCGGAUACGCGGGUUUUAUAUGAGAAAAGUGAAAUUCACGCAGCAGAACUUCCACGACAGACUGUCCCGUAUUAUUCAGGAAUUCCCAAAGCUGGAUGAUGUGCAUCCGUUCUACGCUGACUUGAUGAACGUACUGUAUGACAAGGACCACUACAAACUGGGUCUGGGCCAGCUCAACACUGCUCGCCAUCUCAUUGACAAUGUAGCGAAGGACUACGUACGCCUUCUCAAGUAUGGCGACUCGCUGUACCGCUGCAAGCAGCUGAAGCGUGCUGCGCUCGGGCGCAUGGCCACCAUCAUGAAGAGACAGCAGGCCAACCUGGCUUAUUUAGAACAGGUGAGACAGCACUUGGCCCGCCUGCCGUCCAUCGACCCGUACACGCGCACCAUCAUCAUCUGCGGCUUCCCCAACGUCGGCAAGUCCAGCUUCAUCAACAAGAUAACUCGAGCGGACGUGGAGGUGCAGCCGUACGCGUUCACGACCAAGAGCCUGUACGUGGGGCACACCGACUACAAGUACCUGAGGUGGCAGGUGAUCGACACCCCCGGCAUCCUGGACCACCCGCUGGAAGAGCGCAACGUGAUAGAGAUGCAGGCGGUGACAGCUCUAGCCCACCUCCGCGCCGCCAUCUUGUAUUUCAUCGAUCCCUCGGAACAGUGCGGACACAGCAUCGAGGAACAGAUAUCUCUCUUCGAGAGCAUAAAGCCACUGUUCAGCAACAAACCCCUGAUCGUGGUGCUGAACAAGAUGGACGUGCUCCGGCCUGAAGACCUCGCCCCGGCCAAGAGGCAGCUCAUCGAAGAGCUGGAGGCCCGCUGUGCCAAGAACCCAGUCAAUGCCGACUCCAACUCCGAGCUCUCAACGGUCCCCGUGAUGCGGACCUCUACUGUGACAGACGAGGGGGUCCAGGAGGUCAAGAUAGAGGCCUGCGAGCGGCUGCUGGGACACAGGGUCACUGAGAAAAUGCGCACUAAGAAGGUGGACGGCAUCCUGAACCGCCUGCACGUGGCCACCCCCUCCCCCCGCGACGGCAAGGCGCGCCCCCCCGUCAUCCCCCCCUCGGUUCUUGCCAAGAAACAGCAGGCGGCAGACAGAGAGGCGAGGAAGAGGAAGCUGGAGAGGGAGAUAGAGGUGGAGGAGGGAGACGACUAUGUUCUGGACUUAAAGAAGAACUACACAGAAAUCGCGGAAGAGGAGCGGCACGACCCCAUCCCGGAGAUGUGGGAGGGCCACAACAUCGCCGACUACAUCGACCCCGACAUCUUCGAGAAACUGGCGGAGUUGGAGCGAGAGGAGGCGCUGAGGGAGGAGGGCGGCAUGUACGCCGUGCCCAAGAUAGAGCUGGAUGAAACUAUGAAGGAGAUUAAACAGUUGGCUGUUCAAAUACGCAACAAGAAGGCGAUUCUCAAAGACGAGUCUCGCAUCAACAAGCAGAGCACGAAGCCCGUCAUGCCGCGGAACACCCGCGCGAGGCAACGGGACCGAUCCACCACCAAGCUCAGAGACGAGAUGGAGAAACUGGGUGUGGACAUGUCCGAGACGAAGGAGGCGCACUUCACCCGCACCCGCUCUCGGUCCCGCUCGCUCUCGGCGCCCGCCACCAAGAGAGCGCGCCAAGACGUGUCCCGCGCGCGCUCCGUGUCCCGGCCCGCCCGCGACGAGCAGGGCGUCAAGGACACGCAGAUGGCGAAACGCGCGAAGAACAUGGCCCACGUGGCCAUCGCGAAGAAAACCAAGAAGAUGGGCCUCAAGGGCGAGGCCGACCGCUUCAUCGGCACCAAGAUGCCCAAACACUUGUUCGCCGGCAAGCGGGGUGUUGGCAAGACCGACAGGCGAUAAUGAACCUUUAUACAUUAGCGUUAGGGUUUAUUUUGAAUUGUAUAGAAAUAUGGAAAAAAAUAUAUUGUUUUUAUGACCCAUCAUAUCAUCUGUUUAACCUUUUCGACGCCGUGUCAAACACAAAAGCUGGCACUCGGACGCCACGGCACCGAAGUGUCAAAACUGAAAUUAAACUUUAUGCAUAUGCACGUAGGUCUAUGUUGCUCUGUGGUCUGUGACCGAUUAAUCGUCUUUGGCGUUGAACCUGUGGUGCGGAUAUAUCGGUCAUUGGCGUCCAAGAGGUUAAGAUUAAUUUUCAAUUAUACCAUAACAUAGAAAGGGGAACGAAAGGCAUUAUUGUAUACCUAAAUGCCAAUGACGACACAUGUGCGUUCACCUAUUAUGUCGAAUUUUAAAAUGUGUUAGUAAUAUGCGUAAAGCCUAAAGACAGACUGUAGGAGUUUUCCUUUAUAUAGUCCGUAUUUUUUAGCAUUAGAAAGAACUUCGCAGAAGUGUGCUUGUGGUUCUAAAUCUGGCACUUUUAGCGGUAACAAUUUGAAUUAUUUUUUAUGUAUUGACCAUGCUACAUUAGAUAAUUCAAUAAUUAUUAAUAAUUAACGAGCCUGAUAAAAACUGCUCGCUUGCUUCUGCGGAGUUCUUUCUAAUGCUAAAAAAAACGAACUAUAGUAGAUUUUUUUUAAAUUGUAUUGAAUACUACAAUUAAAUACCACCAUGUGUUAUGUUACUACGAGUAUUCAAGAGAAAGUGAUAAUUUAUGCAUUAAAAAGUUGUACAAAAUAUGUUUUUCAUUUUAACCUAUUUUGUCCCCUAUAGUUCGUUUUUUUUUAGCAUUAGAAAGAACUCCACGGAAGUAAGUGUGCAGUUUUUAUCAGGCUUACUUUAUUAUUGAAUAUUAUUGAAUUAUCUAAUGACGCAUGGUCAAUACAUAUAAUUUACUUCAAAUUAUUACCGCUAAUAGUGCCGGAUUUGGAACCACAAGCUUACUUCUACGAAGUUCUUUCUAAUGCUAAAAAAAACGGACUGUAGUACAAAUACCUGUAAAAUGAAAAGUUAUUAUAUGAAUAUUAAUUAUC